AUGCGGAGCCCGGCAUCCGUGCCGUGGCAUGCCGUGGCCGGCAUGUUGGCGCUAUUUCUGGCCGCCGGCGCAAUUUUCUCCGGCGAGAGCCUGGCUAGCGCAGCUGAGGCGUGCUGCGACGAUCCCAAACCUGCGGAGGCCUCGGCCCAGUUCGAGCCGCGGGAGGGGCCGGACGGCAUCCAAGGGGAAGGCAACUGGCGGUCCAUCAGGCUGUUCGUCCGGACGCUGGUGGCCACCCUCCUUCUCAUGGUCUUCACAAUGAUGGUCAUUGCGGAGAUCAGGAGGCCAGGCAUCCUUUCGAGUUUUUAUUGGAAGCUAGUCAGGAGGGAGCAGCGCGGUGGAUGGAAAGGGAAGUACUCCAGGAAAGGCUAUUCAGGCAUCAACCUGCAUGCGCCUGCCGACAGCCACAAAAGGAAAGAGCUCCGCCCCAAGUCGGAGAGCGCCUGGAGGCGAAAUCCUCCAGGCGCACCUAUUUUGAACAUAGAAAACGCUGCCGCCCUUGUGGGCGGAUGGCAGAGCCGCGGCAGGCGCGGGGCCGUCAGAGAGGGCGUGUGGUUCGACAAGGACGGAUGCGCUUGGAAGGUGGCCAUCAAAUCUCCAAUAGACACAAAGGACAAGGCAUGCGUGGAGGCAAUAAACAAGGAGUGCAGCGCGCUGACCGCCAUGCCGCACCAUCCAAACAUUGUGUGGGUGGUCGGCGGCCGCAUUGGGGACGAUCCCAUGAUCGUUGAGGAGCUGAUGCCCAUGAAUCUCGCGCGCCUUUUGUCUGAGUCUGGGUCCGACCUGACCUACCACGACAUCCUGAAGAUUGGUCUGGACAUUGCGAGGGGCAUGUGUCACCUGCACGAACAUGGUUACGCCCACAUCGACAUGACACCCUCGAGCAUACUGCUGGACGAGGACCGCAACGCAAUGUUGGCAGGGUUUUCGGACACAAGGUACAGCAGCGCCUCGACCUUUCACACCGCCUCGGAUGGCAGCCAGGGGCACACGGUGCCAGAGUGCCUCCCAGGAAAUGAAAAAGGAAAUACAGAGCCAAUGGCGCACCGACUCGAUGCCGAGAAGGCCGACACUUACAGUCUUGGUAAGCUGUUGUCGAAGUGCGUUACAGCGAGUUUGGGUGUGGACGAAGCUGAUGCGGAGAGGCUGUGCCCCUCCUCACUGUGGGACUUCAUCUGUUGGUGCGUUCGGCCGCGUCCGCAGGAUCGUCCUGGGUGUCACCAAGUCAUGGAAGAGCUCAGCGGCAUGUUGGGAGAGAACAGGAGUGACGCUGACGAUUGGAGGGCGAGAAGGCUAAGGGCGCAUAUCUUGCGUGCUUCUCGGUGA
Messenger RNA from Ostreobium quekettii, 1326 nucleotides. The record is from the annotation of a GenBank genome assembly. NCBI's taxonomy places the organism in Eukaryota, Viridiplantae, Chlorophyta, Ulvophyceae, Bryopsidales, Ostreobiaceae.